This is a messenger RNA of Oreochromis niloticus (Nile tilapia), 3310 nucleotides long. It is a transcript of the gene rab2a, whose product is annotated as RAB2A, member RAS oncogene family. Lineage: Eukaryota; Metazoa; Chordata; Actinopteri; Cichliformes; Cichlidae. The transcript is spliced from 8 exons. Gene Ontology annotation, molecular function: GTP binding; GTPase activity. Bases 172 to 810 code for a protein of 212 amino acids. The record is from RefSeq and is a predicted model, not a curated record.
GAGGGCGGACCGUGUGACGUCGAGCCGAGGCUCUGGCUGUUUAUUGUUCCUUCCUCAGCACGGACAGAGAGAAACGGGCUAACAGUCUGUCAGCCACUUUCUUUACACGGUUAACGGUCGAUUUUACGAAGGUGUAACGGGCUAGACAGCUAACUGCACAAACCAGGGGUCAUGGCGUAUGCGUACCUCUUCAAAUACAUCAUCAUCGGAGACACGGGUGUGGGAAAGUCAUGUCUAUUACUACAGUUCACAGACAAGAGGUUUCAGCCAGUUCACGACCUCACCAUUGGUGUGGAAUUCGGCGCGAGGAUGAUCACUAUAGAUGGCAAACAGAUCAAAUUGCAAAUCUGGGAUACGGCUGGUCAGGAGUCGUUCCGGUCCAUCACCAGGUCUUACUACAGAGGAGCGGCAGGAGCACUCCUAGUCUAUGACAUCACAAGAAGGGACACUUUCAACCACUUGACGACCUGGUUAGAGGAUGCCCGCCAACAUUCCAACUCCAAUAUGGUCAUCAUGCUCAUUGGCAACAAGAGUGACCUGGAGUCAAGGAGAGAGGUGAAGAAAGAGGAAGGUGAAGCAUUUGCCAGAGAACAUGGACUCAUAUUCAUGGAGACCUCAGCUAAGACUGCCUCUAAUGUAGAGGAGGCUUUCAUCAACACAGCCAAGGAGAUCUAUGAGAAGAUCCAGGAAGGAGUGUUUGAUAUCAACAAUGAGGCUAACGGUAUUAAGAUUGGACCCCAGCAUCCCACCACCAACUCCACACUGUCCAGUAACCAGGGAGGCCACCAGGCUGGAGGGGGCUGCUGCUGAAGCCCCAGAACGCGCCUCCUUAACCUCCAGCCUCGACCCUUCCUCCUCCUCGCCCGCUCCGACCCUCUUGCGUUUCUACAGAAAUGUCCAGGCUCUCUUAACAGUUUAACCUCUCUCUCUCUCUCUCUCUCUCUCUCUCUCUCUCUCUCUCUCUCUCUCCUGCUGCAUUUUUUCUCUGCAUCUCAUCUCCCCCGAGUCUCUUAACCAUUUUCAUGAGGUCUAGGAGCUGCACCCCAACCAGUCAUCCUGCAGGUUUACGAGGACAGAGUCCGCCUCACCUGCAGAUGUGCCCACCUAAUUUGUAGUUUUUCCUCAGUAGAUUUUGGUUAGACUUUAAGCUUUUAUUUAAAAUUCAACACGCAAACCUGUCGGAGUGUUAUUCCAGCAGUUCCUCUGAAUUCUUUUGGGUGUUGUUGGGAUGAUUCAGUGCCGCAGAAUCGCAAAGCUCUGCGGUAACUCGACUUUGUCAAGAUGGUGACAUGACCGAGGGUAGACGUGAAACACUCUUAACUGGCUGGUUAUAUGGAAUAAAGCGGGCGCUGUGUUUUGUCUAUACACACAUCUGUACAUGUUUUUAAAGACCGUGUUGAUAGCAGGACAUGUUUCAACACGCUGAGUCAGUUUUCAUGCUGUGCCUGUGUGUAUAGGGAUGAUACAAGUAUUCCACUGUCAGUCUGUGAGGUGGGGGAGGCUCCAAGUCAUUCUGUAUAUUGUCCAUAAAAAAAAAUGUGCAAAUCAUGUCCUUUUUGUCCUUCCUUUUCCCUGCUUUUUGUCCUUGUUCUCUCUCUGUCCUUGUGCCCUUUUUGUUCAUUUGCAGAUGAUUUGUAUUACUGAACACUAAAAACUGCUUACAGAGUGUUUUAAACCACAUGGAGAGAGAAUAAAAGACCAAACUGUUGAGCGUGAACACGGAUUCUUUGGGAGAGAUGUAAAAAAAGAAAAACAGGAAAGUUGAAACGAUAAAGGGAUGUCGAGAGCAGUGGUUACCAUGAUGAAGUUUAAAAAAAAAAAAAGGAAAAAUGAAUUGGUAAUUUAGGAUUUAGGGGUUUUUUUGUUGGUUUUUUUUUAUUAUUUUUCUAUAUUUAUCAGGCGCUUUUUUGUGUAUAUAUAGAUCUUUAGAUUUCUGUGGCUUUUUUUGAGCUGAAGCUUGGCAUGUUGUUGUGGUCUAGUUAUUUAUACACCAUGGGAUGGAAUAAGAGAGCCUUCAAACAGCUUUCUAGCGUUUUAAACAAUUCUCAUUUAAACCCAAAGGUACCGAGCCGCCCUGUUAUAUUAGGGUCGACGGUGUCCUUUCUUUUAAAUGACAAGUAUGAAUGAUAACAAGCUGUUAACAGGGGUGCGCAGAGGCAUUCACAGUCCCUGGUGGAGAACGGGCUCCAGCUGAAAAUGUCAAAGUGAGCUAAUAUUUCCACGCAGAGUUAGCCUGCAGAUAUAUAAUGUAUACUGUUUAGAGCUUGAUCGAUGGCUGCUGCAAUGUUUUUUUUUGUUUGUUUGUUUGUUUGUUUUUUUGGCUUCAAGAUCCCCGAUGGAAUGGCACCGUUUUACUGUUAUGAUCAUAUUGUACUGCUUCAGUCGUUCACGCCUUUCUCAAACUAUUUGGUAACAAUAGCACUCUACCAGUUUUUAAUGCCAAAUGAUCGUGUUUACCUGUGUUUCUCAUCAAACAAAGGAUGAAGAAAAAAUAAAUCUGACCCGAAAUCAGCUGUCUGCCUUAACUCCACCCCCCUGAGACAUUUGGACAGCUGCUAAAAAGAGCAACCCUUUUAUCUGCAGAUAGGCAUUUGACCACUAAUUAGCUAGAGUCACAUACACAGUGAGAGAGACGUGCACGUUUAGAGACCGUGAUAUGACUUGGAGAGAAGCCCAGUUUGAAUCGGGGCAUUUAAAAUGAAUCUAAACCCACAUUUAGGUUUUUGUUUUUCUUCUUCGCAUCUCAUCCACCCUGCACACACACCCACCCACACGCGCACACAAAUUCAUAUGUAUGCAAAGGUAGAUGGUGCAUACAUAUAUCCCCAUCUAUCUAACCUAGCUGUGUUUGCGCUCCUGGCUAACCGUACAACUGUUUUGGGUUUCACGGAAGUGUGAGUGAAUCUGUGUUCUUAUUUUACUUUCUUUUUUAAAAUACUAGAUAUAUUCAGACAGUUAUUAAUCUUCUUCUGAUGAUGAUGAAUAUUCUUUGUAAAGCAACAUGUAGUGUGUGUGUGUGUGUGUGUGUGUGUGUGUGGACCCAGAGGGGUUACAGGGGGAGGAUCAAGCCAAACCUACCUGAUGCGUCUAUCUACCUACUUACCUAUCUAUCUAUUAAUGGAUUGAUCUAUCUAUCUUAUCUGUGUGGCCCUCCUCUCACUCUUUCCUCUUCUACCUGCCUCUCCUCCUCUUCCCCCUCAACGUUAUUUGCUGUGUUUGUUCUUUGGAAAAAAGAAAACCUUGAAAAAAAGAAGAAAAAAAAAGAAAAUGCUAUCACCAUAAACUAUAAUAAAACAUUCUAAACUCUAAA